Vigna radiata var. radiata (mung bean) is the source of this 1989-nucleotide messenger RNA. Its product is annotated as indole-3-pyruvate monooxygenase YUCCA6. The record is from RefSeq and is a predicted model, not a curated record. Lineage: Eukaryota; Viridiplantae; Streptophyta; Magnoliopsida; Fabales; Fabaceae. The transcript has 4 exons. The coding region runs from base 402 to 1724 and encodes 440 amino acids. Gene Ontology annotation, molecular function: flavin adenine dinucleotide binding; NADP binding; N,N-dimethylaniline monooxygenase activity. Gene Ontology annotation, biological process: auxin biosynthetic process.
UAUCCUUCUCAUUCUCUCUCUGUGAUGAAUGCUGAUUUUGCCCCGUAGUUGGUGCUCAUCCUUCUGUUUAACCCUCUUCCAUUGAACAAUACAGAUUGUUCUCUCUUUUUCUUUUUCGGUUUUGCACAAUAGUGGAUAAGACUCUUCUCAAUCCCCUCCAAAAUUCAAGGAACUUGUUCACAAUCCCAAUCCCCCACAGCACCAAAUCACAUCCCAAAUCCUCAAACACCAUAGAGCUUUCACUGUCAGUUGUGAUUUUGGUUAACCUUGGCCCCCAGUUGUGUUGAAACAUAGAAUCAAUCCACUUUGUUUUAGCGUGUCUUUGGGUCGAGAGUCAUGUACUAAUCCCUCCAGGUCCUGAGAUCGGUCUGUUUAAAGAACCCAGCUGUUGCUCUUCUUCAAUGCAUUCUUGGAUGGACUAUUGCUUGAGAGAGCUAGAGGGGAAGCAAGCACAUGACCCUUUAUUUAUAGAGAAAAUGAAGAAUUAUUCAUCACAAAGUAGUAGUUGUAGUAGAGAGAGAUGUGUGUGGGUGCCAGGGCCAGUGAUUGUGGGAGCAGGGCCUUCAGGGCUUGCAACAGCAGCAUACCUGAAAGAGAAAGGAGUUCCAAGCCUAAUCCUAGAGCGAUACAAUUGCAUAGCAUCUUUGUGGCAACUCAAAACCUAUGACAGGCUUCACCUCCACUUGCCAAAGCAGUUUUGUGAACUCCCCUUGAUGGGGUUCCCUUGUGACUUCCCAACAUACCCAACAAAGCAACAGUUCAUAGAGUACUUGGAGAGCUAUGCUGAGAGGUUUGCCAUUAGGCCACGGUUCAAUGAGACCGUUAGGCAUGCUGAAUUUGAUGCCACUCUUGGGUUUUGGAAGGUGAAGAGUUUUAACAAGGAGGUGGCAACAGAGUUUGUGUGCAGGUGGCUGAUUGUGGCCACCGGGGAGAAUGCAGAGGCAGUGGUGCCUCAGAUUGAGGGAAUGGGGGACUUUGGUGGGACCGUAAAGCACACAAGUCUCUACAAGAGUGGGGAAGAGUUUCGAGGGAAGAGAGUGUUGGUGGUUGGGUGUGGGAAUUCUGGAAUGGAAGUGUGCUUGGAUCUUUGCAACCACAAUGCUACUCCUUCUCUUGUGGUCAGAGAUACAGUACAUAUCUUACCACGAGAGAUGCUGGGAAAAUCAACUUUUGGGUUGUCCAUGUGGUUGCUCAAGUGGCUUCCAAUUCGGUUUGUAGAUCGGUUUCUUCUCAUAGUGUCAUGGUUCAUGCUUGGUGACACUGCUCGGUUCGGAUUGGACCGGCCAAAAUUGGGUCCCCUUCAACUCAAAAACCUCUCCGGAAAGACACCAGUGCUUGAUGUGGGUACCCUUGCCAAGAUCAAAAGUGGACAUAUAAAGGUGCGACCAGGCAUCAAGCGGUUAAAACGUUAUACAGUUGAAUUUCUUGAUAGAAGGACAGAGAAUUUUGAUGCCAUCAUAUUGGCAACUGGUUACAAAAGUAAUGUGCCCUAUUGGCUAAAGGAAGGGGAUAUGUUCUCCAAGAAAGAUGGGUUUCCAACGAAGCCAUUUCCAAAUGGAUGGAAAGGUGAGAAUGGACUCUAUGCAGUUGGUUUCACCAAACGUGGCCUUCUUGGUACAUCAAUGGAUGCCAAGAGAAUAGCUGAAGACAUCCAAAGAUGUUGGAAAGCAAAGCAUAGCACCACUUUUUCCCUCUCAUUUAAUGUUCCACAAUCAAAUUCAUGAUGGCUUUGGGCUAAUUUAAUGUUUUUUUUUUUCCAAAUUAGAGGUUAUAAAGAAGAUGAUAUUAAAGUUUGAGUAUUGAGAUGGGGGAAUUUUGUGGUGGCAUCACAUAUGUGGACAAUGCUAUUAUAUUCUAGCUAGUAGUAUCAAGAGUGAUGCUCCUCCAAUCCAUAUGAUGAAAAGUGGACCAAGUAAGAAACGAAAUUGGUGGGAACAGUUGUCCCGUUGUUGUAGAGCCUUUCUUGUUAAAAAUUUUACAUCAACUAGA